AUGAACACGGUUAAUACCCAUCCUGUGCUGCUAGUUGCAGCUGCUGAUAACUCUGAAGGGUUGCCACCUACAAUUAGGCGUUGUUUCAACCAUGAAACGAAAAUGGGAGGUUUGACCGAAGACCAGAGAGUGGAAAUGCUAUCCCAAUCACUUCACCUUAUCUCUGAAUUGGUUCCAGAUACUUGUAAAGAGGAUGUUGUAAAAGAUAUGUUUGGACAGACUUUUGGUUUCAUGCCAAGGGAUAUUAGGGCUUUAGUUGCUGAUGCUAGUUCAAGUUUGAUUCCUAUUAAUGGCAGUAGCUUUGAGAAGUUGGGUGACAGCAAAGAAUUCAUGGUCAAAGCUUUGGAGAGGUCAAAGAAAAGGAAUGCAUUGGCUUUGGGGAAUCCCAAGGUCGCUAAUGUUAAGUGGGAGGAUGUUCGUGAGCUGGAAGAUGUGAAAAAAUCUAUUCUUGAUACAGUUCAGCUCCCCUUUCUGCAUAAAGAUUUGUUUUCAUCUGGGCUACGUAAGCCCUCUAGUGUUCUUCUCUACGAUCCUCCUGGUACAGGGAAAGGCAGCUUUCAUGAAUGGGAACGCGUCAGCGGGGAACAAUCCUGGCUGAGAAAGGAACUCCUUUCCAAUUGCGAGAGCAUUGAAUGGCAGGAGAAAAUUAUAGAGGAUUUGGGUUCAGAAAUGGAAAGUACAUCUAAUCGUCUUGAUUUUGUUCAGUUAUGUGGUAGUAAUCCUUCUAAGGGGGUGUUUGUUGGGCUGCUUCUUUCAAUGUCAUUAACAACAGUGGUUUGAAGUUUUUGAUGGAAAAGAAUAGUGUUAAUGCUCUUCAUAGAAAAGUAUGUUGGUAGUUUAGGAAAU
Molecule: messenger RNA, 846 nt
Organism: Lactuca saligna
Lineage: Eukaryota; Viridiplantae; Streptophyta; Magnoliopsida; Asterales; Asteraceae
Source: the annotation of a GenBank genome assembly